UCAGUGACUACCCCUUUCCCUCUUUUGAUUUCACCUCCUUCCCUUCCUUCCUUUCCCAUCUGCUGGAGCUGGGUGGAACCCUUGGGGCCCCAACUCCUAGUGAGUGCCCAGAGCGCAGGCCUGGCGGGGGAGGCGCGCAGCAGCCCAGUCCUGAGUCCAGGUGCCAGGAGGCGGGUGGAUGCGCAGCGAGACAGCGAGCGCUGGCGGAGCUCAGCUGGGAACUGUUCCCUUGGGAAUGGUUACUGCACAUUCCUCACGUGUAGACCAGGGGGAUCAAAGAAAGCUGUCUUGUGAACAUCGCCAGCUGAGCGCCGCCUGCCAGGUGUGCCAGAAGCUGCAGGGACGAGAGUGUCGCCACCCCCUUCAGCUUUCUGCCUCCGUCUCCUCUCCAUCCCUCCUUUGCCCAACUCCUCCACCCGCCCAGCAGUCAGAUCUUCCACCCGCACACCUUUGCUGGGCAUCUCAAUUACAAAGUUGAGGGCAGAGGCUCCAUACAUCCAGGGCAGGGCUACCUGGAAUCGGAUUGGGAGUGUGUCGGUAGGCUGUCCUGACUCCCCAUGUGGGUUUUCCCGGGCAGGACCCCACCUCUGCAAGCAGCCUUGUCGCUCCGCCGCCACCGCGCGCUCGCAGCUCCCUAGCGACAGGCAGGCGAGCGAGCUCGGGGGUGGAGAGCGCCGGGGUGCGCGAGGGGGAGGCCUCCCUCUCUCGCUCUCUCUAUCGCUCUCUGUCUCUGUCUCUCUCUCCCUCGGGAGCCUGGGAGAUCCCGCCCGCCACCCCCCUCGGGGCCACGCCAGCGCCCCUCCAUCACCCACGAUCCCCAACGUCGUGGCACUCUCGGGCUGAGGCGCCCGGCAUGGAGCUGCCUCUGUGCGGUCGGGGGCCGCUCGGGUCCUCGCUGGACAGCAGCUCGCUGACCUCGCUGGACUCCAGCGUCUUCUGCAGCGAGGGCGACGCCGAGCCCUUGGCACUCGGGGACUGCUUCACGGUCAACGUAGGCGGCAGCCGCUUCGUGCUCUCGCAGCAGGCGCUGUCCUGCUUCCCGCACACGCGCCUGGGCAAGCUGGCCGUGGUGGUGGCCUCGUACCGCCGCCUGGGCGCCCUGGCCGCCGCGCCCAGCCCUCUGGAGCUGUGCGACGACGCCGACCCAGUGGACAACGAGUACUUCUUCGACCGCAGCUCGCAGGCGUUCCGCUACGUGCUGCACUACUACCGCACGGGCCGCCUGCACGUCAUGGAACAGCUGUGCGCGCUCUCCUUCCUCCAGGAGAUCCAGUACUGGGGCAUCGACGAGCUCAGCAUCGACUCCUGCUGCAGGGACAGAUACUUCAGAAGGAAGGAGCUGAGUGAAAGUCUAGACUUCAAGAAGGACACAGAUGACCAAGAAAGUCAACAUGAGAGUGAACAGGACUUCACACAAGGACCUUGCCCCACUGUCCGCCAGAAGCUCUGGAACAUCCUGGAGAAGCCUGGGUCUUCCACAGCAGCCCGAAUCUUUGGGGUCAUCUCCAUCAUAUUCGUGGCAGUGUCCAUCGUCAACAUGGCCCUGAUGUCAGCUGAGUUAAGCUGGCUCAACCUGCAGCUGCUGGAAAUCCUGGAGUACGUGUGCAUUAGCUGGUUCACAGGCGAGUUCGUCCUCCGCUUCCUGUGUGUACGGGACAGGUGCCGCUUCCUCAGGAAGGUGCCCAACAUCAUAGACCUCCUUGCCAUCCUGCCCUUCUACAUUACUCUGCUGGUAGAGAGCCUAAGUGGAAGCCACACCACACAAGAACUGGAAAACGUGGGGCGCCUGGUCCAGGUUUUGAGGCUGCUCAGGGCUCUGCGCAUGCUGAAGCUGGGGAGGCACUCCACAGGACUGCGCUCACUUGGGAUGACCAUCACCCAGUGCUAUGAAGAAGUCGGCCUAUUGCUCCUAUUUCUGUCUGUGGGGAUUUCUAUAUUUUCAACUGUAGAAUACUUUGCAGAGCAAAGCAUACCUGAUACAACCUUCACAAGUGUUCCUUGCGCAUGGUGGUGGGCCACAACCUCCAUGACUACAGUGGGCUAUGGGGACAUUAGACCAGACACCACCACAGGCAAAAUUGUGGCCUUCAUGUGUAUUUUAUCAGGAAUCCUUGUCUUGGCCUUGCCUAUUGCUAUUAUUAACGAUCGCUUCUCUGCUUGCUACUUCACCUUGAAACUCAAGGAAGCAGCCAUUAGACAGCGUGAAGCUCUAAAGAAGCUUACCAAGAAUAUAGCCACUGACUCAUACAUCAGCGUUAACUUGAGAGAUGUCUAUGCACGGAGCAUCAUGGAGAUGCUGCGGUUGAAAGGCAGGGAAAGAGCAAGUACUAGGAGCAGUGGGGGAGAUGAUUUCUGGUUUUAAAUAUCACCUUUGUCUUAUUUUUAAGAGCUUUGUACAUUUAACUGUAUUAAUAAGGCGUUGCUAGGUAUGGAUGUCUGUAUAUCAAUGAAGAGUUAUGAAUCCUACUCAUCUUUAUCUUUUUCCUGAUGUAUUACUUUGUUUAACAGGAUGUUUCACAUCUCCACAUCUCCCAUAGCAACUAAAGAUUGUUUUGACACUCUCAGACAUAAGCUAGUUAACAACCAAAUACACUUGGGACAACGGACACAUAUCUGAAUUUUCAAAUAUUAAAUAACAUAAUUGCAAUAUGUAUCACUGGUGGAUUACUAAUUUUAGAAGUAUUUCUGAGCUGCUAUUUUAAUCAAAUUAAAACUGUGCAACCCAGAGAAAAGAUUAGUGAGCAUUUAAGAACACAUUGAACAUCUUUUCUAUUUAAAGAUGUUCUCCAAAUAAAUUGCUCCUUUCUCCAUCAGUUAGAGCUGUUCAGUAUAACAAUUAACUUUGCAAGGGAACAUCUAGAGUUGGUAGGCCUAGACUGUGUCUUUUGUAGAGUGAAAACCAGUAGACCCAAACUGACAUCUCUGUGUUCCAUUAUUACUGCUGUAGAAGAGAACCCCCACCCUAAUUCAAGUGCAGCAGAUGAGGUCUGCACAGGUUUCAAGAGCCUGCAAGUCGUCAAUCUCCCAAAUUUGAGAUGUGAAGUAGAAAACAUCAUAUUUCUUGGUUUUUUCAUGAAAUCAGGUGGUUUACCAAUGUCUUGAUGUAUUGUUUCAGUUGUCUUUCAAAUCAUGAAUAUGUAAAUGUGAGGUAGUGAAAAUACUAAAUUUAUGCAUUGAAACGAUUAAAUUGUCUUAUUUUAUAAAAUGAGAUUAUGUUGAAUGACAUCAUUGAACUAGAAGAUGCUUUAUGUGUUAGCAAAAAAAAAAAAAAAAAUUACUGUCAGCUGGGGUAGAUAG
Molecule: messenger RNA, 3297 nt
Organism: Jaculus jaculus (lesser Egyptian jerboa)
Lineage: Eukaryota; Metazoa; Chordata; Mammalia; Rodentia; Dipodidae
Gene: Kcnv1
Product: potassium voltage-gated channel modifier subfamily V member 1
Exons: 4
Coding region: 854-2362 (502 amino acids)
Biological process (GO): protein homooligomerization; potassium ion transmembrane transport
Cellular component (GO): voltage-gated potassium channel complex; membrane
Molecular function (GO): voltage-gated potassium channel activity; protein binding
Source: RefSeq, a predicted model, not a curated record